ACAAAAGCAGUUUAGUGAAUGGACGGUCCAAACCUGCCCAAGUAUUUCAGGAUUUGAGACGCUCACUAUUUUCAUCUUUCUCUCUCAUACCGUUGUCGUCUUUCCUUUCUCUCGCGUUGCACGCGAAUUUGGCCUCCACGUACACCACUCUCUUUCCUGUCAAUCCUUUUCGGUACCAACGCAAUGACUCUAAAAUCGCUUGUACUAUCGUCUCUCGCUCUACUAACUAACGCGCAUAUGGCCGCGUAUCACAAGGCCAUGUAUUGCUUUAAUGGAACUGUGGCAGGCCAGGUCAAUUAUAACAACGACGACCCUGUCAGCCCCUUGUGGAUGUUGCAGAAGAAUGAUUACUGGUUUCAUCAUUUCAACGGGUGUGAUGAGUUUCCUCCUGCGCCAGGAGAUUUCCUUGAACUACCCGCCGGAGGUUCCUUUACUGUCGAAGUAGCCGCUAACCGCGGUGUGACGUCUCUGUCAUUCAAUGGUCAAUUCGCGACUGAGUGGGGUGAUGGUCAAAAUCAUCCCGAGGACUACUCCAUCACAAAUUUGGCAGGCGCCCCUCUUACUGAUAGUAAUUGCAUAGGUAGUCCCAACAUGCAUACACAGAAUCAGUCUAUGGCUGCUGGAUCUGCAUUCGCAAUCUCAUACCAGUCAGAACUCAGUGAGGUGACAAUUGACAACCUCGUCGUGUUUACGGUCCGCUAUAACACCCCCUGGAAACGUCUCACAAGCUAUGAUGUUCCAAAGGACAUGCCUGCUUGUCCCGCAGAUGGUUGCACUUGUGCUUGGGUUUGGAUUCCGAAUGGAUGCGGCGAGCCUAACAUCUAUAUGCAGGGAUUCAAGUGCAUGGUCACCAACCCGACUUCCACUACCCCUCUUGCCACCCCCAAGCCUCCCGUCUGGUGCGAGGAGGACCAGAGUAAAUGUACUCAGGGCGCAAAGCAAAUCCUGAUCUGGAAUCAGGCUGAGGGAAAUAACAUCGUUGUCAACGGCGCUGACCUGAGCGGCAGUCCCAAGAGCCCGGCGUACAAUAGCAAGUGCGGGUUCCAGGAUGGAGCACAAAAUGAUAUCUUUGCGACCUCUUCCGGCGCGAUGCCUGCAGCAAUUGCUUCAGCACCCUCAUCAGUUGCUUCAUCCUCAUCAAUUAUUACAUCAUCCUCACCAGCUAUCUCACCUUACUCGUCAUCCACUUCAUUGCCCAUGACCUCUUCCACUGCCAGAGCCCCGUCAGCUGUUUCAUCAUACCCGUCCCCUUCGUCCCCUUCUUCAUCACCUAUCUCAUCAUCUAUGAUUUCUUCCAGUGCCGCAGCUUCUACGGACUCAGCUCCACCAUGCGAGACUUAUACUAGCACUACCCAUAUCCUCUUCCAGUGCCGGAACCUCGUCAUCUAUUUCAUUAUACCCAUCACCUUUGUCACCAUCUUCAUCGCCUGUUUCAUCAUCCAUGAUUUCUUCCAGUGCCGGAUCCUCCGCACCCUUAAGUCCAUCGUGCGAGACCUCUACUAGCACAAUGUUUAUCACAUCUACGGUUGAGCCACCUCAGGUUGCAACCACCCCUACAUCAAGUAGUCUGGCAACCUCACAAUCGGCCAACAAUCUUGUAGCCACUGCUGUUUCGAGCACAUCGAGUGUCACCCCGAGUCACGCGACCUGCCGCAAACGGAUGGUUCACAAGCCCGUUCGUCGUCGGUUUCUUUUCAAGUAGUUGAUCUACGCU
Suillus bovinus is the source of this 1714-nucleotide messenger RNA. RefSeq lists its product as uncharacterized. The coding region runs from base 184 to 1503 and encodes 439 amino acids. Lineage: Eukaryota; Fungi; Basidiomycota; Agaricomycetes; Boletales; Suillaceae. The transcript has 10 exons. The record is from RefSeq and is a predicted model, not a curated record.